Messenger RNA from Cyprinodon variegatus (sheepshead minnow), 10014 nucleotides. It is a transcript of the gene nbeab, whose product is annotated as neurobeachin-like. The coding region runs from base 214 to 8874 and encodes 2886 amino acids. The record is from RefSeq and is a predicted model, not a curated record. Gene Ontology annotation, cellular component: membrane; cytosol. The transcript is spliced from 58 exons. Gene Ontology annotation, molecular function: protein kinase binding. Gene Ontology annotation, biological process: intracellular protein localization. NCBI's taxonomy places the organism in Eukaryota, Metazoa, Chordata, Actinopteri, Cyprinodontiformes, Cyprinodontidae.
CAGCCGAACUCUCCACAUUUGAUUUCUUCUCGGAGAAAGAUGCCUCUUUUGGGGUUUUGCUUCUGUUUUUCCCCCAUUUUUUCUUAAGUCUGUUAAGUCUAUCCCUCUCUCUCUCUUUUUUUUUUUUCUUUAACGCUUUAUUGCAGCAGGGUAAUUAAGUACCACUAAGAAAGCUCUGAUCAGAUCAGUCUUUUUUGCAACCUCUGGGUUUGCAUGGAGAUGCCAAGCGAGAACCCGGUGCCAAUGCGCGGCUCGGACCGUCAGCCUCCUCCAGGUCACGGACAGCGCGGAGCUGCGCUCUCCUCUGCUGCCACCGAGAAGCGCCUGAUCAUGUCCGGCUCAGGUUCAGUGCUUUUACCGGGUGGAAUGAUCAACCCUGCGGUUCCCAUCCGGAAUAUCAAGAUGAAAUUUGCUGUUCUCAUUGGACUCAUUCAGGUCGGCGAGGUUUCCAACCGAGAUAUCGUGGAAACGGUGCUCAAUCUGUUGGUGGGUGGUGAGUUUGACCUGGAGAUUAACUUCAUCAUUCAGGAUGCUGAGAGCAUUGGAUGUAUGAUGGAGCUGUUGGAACACUGUGAUGUCACCUGCCAGGCUGAGAUCUGGAGCAUGUUCACUGCCAUUCUUAGAAAAAGUGUUAGAAACCUGCAGACAUGCACUGAAGUGGGGCUCAUUCAACAGGUGCUGCUCAAAAUGAGCUCAGUGGAUGACAUAAUUGCAGACUUGCUGGUGGAUAUGCUGGGUGUUUUGGCCAGCUACAGCAUCACAGUGAACGAACUGAAGUUGCUUUUCAGCAUGCUGCGAGGGGAAGGAAGCCUUUGGCCAAAGCAUGCAGUCAAAAUGCUGUCAGUGUUAAACCAGAUGCCCCAGAGACAUGGUCCAGAUGUGUUUUUCAACUUUCCUGGUCGCAGUGCAGCAGCAAUUGCUUUACCUCCUAUUGCAAAGUGGCCUUAUCAGAAUGGGUUUACAUUCAACACUUGGUUCAGGAUGGAUCCGCUGAACAAUAUCAACGUAGACAAGGACAAACCAUAUCUCUAUUGCUUCCGCACCAGCAAGGGCAUUGGCUACUCUGCACAUUUUGUUGGGAACUGUUUGAUUGUCACAUCACUUAAGUCUAAAGGCAAAGGUUUUCAACACUGUGUGAAGUAUGACUUUCAACCCAGGAAGUGGUACAUGAUCAGCAUAGUUCACAUCUACAGUCGCUGGAGGAAUAGUGAAAUCAGGUGCUAUGUUAACGGACAGCUUGUGUCUUAUGGCGACAUGGCAUGGCAUGUCAAUACAAAUGAUAGCUAUGAUAAGUGUUUCCUUGGAUCCUCAGAGACAGCAGAUGCAAACAGAGUAUUCUGUGGGCAGCUUGGAGCUGUCUACGUAUUCAGUGAAGCUCUCAAUCCGGCACAGAUUUUUGCUAUUCAUCAGCUAGGUCCAGGCUAUAAGAAUACCUUUAAGUUCAAGUCAGAGAGUGAUAUCCACUUAGCAGAGCAUCACAAGCAGGUGUUGUAUGAUGGCAAAUUGGCAGGCUCCAUUGCCUUCACCUAUAACGCCAAGGCCACAGAUGCCCAGCUUUGCCUGGAGUCCUCCCCUCGUGAAAACGCCUCCAUCUUUGUGCACUCACCACAUGCCCUUAUGCUUCAGGAUGUGAAAGCCACAGUUACACACUCCAUUCACAGUGCCAUCCAUUCUGUUGGUGGUAUCCAGGUACUCUUUCCACUUUUUGCUCAGCUGGACUUUCAUCAGUCAAAGGACAGCCAGGUGGAAACAACGGUCUGUGCAACACUCCUAGCUUUUUUGGUGGAGCUACUAAAGAGUUCUGUGGCCAUGCAGGAGCAGAUGCUGGGAGGGAAGGGCUUCUUGGUGAUCGGAUACCUGCUAGAGAAAUCUUCAAGAGCUCACAUCACCAGGGCUGUGUUAGAGCAGUUUCUCUCCUUUGCAAAGUAUCUUGAUGGCCUGCCACAUGGAGCACCCCUGUUGAAACAGCUUUGUGAUCAUAUCUUGUUUAAUGCAGCCAUUUGGAUCUACACCCCAGCUAAGAUUCAACUUUCAUUAUACACAUACCUUUCUGCUGAGUUUAUUGGUACAGCUACCAUCUACAACACAAUCCGUCGAGUUGGUACCGUACUUCAGCUCAUGAAUAUGUUGAAAUACUACUACUGGGCCAUCAACCCCGCAGACUGCAGUGGCAUCACUCCAAAGGGCCUUGAUGGGCCGAGGCCAACCCAGAAAGAAGUAAUCUCUCUGCGGGCGUUCAUGCUUCUCUUCCUCAAACAACUCAUUCUGAAGGAUCGAGGUGUGAAGGAGGAUGAACUACAGAGCAUCCUCAACUAUUUGCUAACAAUGCAGGAGGACGAGAACCUGCAUGAUGUGUUGCAGUUGGUAGUAGCCCUCAUGUCUGAGCACCCAGCUUCCAUGAUCCCUGCUUUUGACCAGAGGAAUGGAAUAAGGGUAGUCUACAAGCUCUUGGCAUCAAAGAGUGAAAACAUUCGUGUACAAUCCCUCAAAGUACUUGGAUACUUUCUGAAGCACUUGGGACACAAGAGGAAGGUGGAAAUCAUGCACACACACAGCCUUUUUUCUCUGCUGGGCGAGAGGCUCAUGUUGCACACCAACACUGUGUCUGUUACAACAUACAACACCCUUUAUGAGAUUUUGACAGAGCAGGUUUGCACGCAGGUAGUUCACAAACCUCAUCCUGAGCCUGAUUCCACUGUCAAGAUUCAGAAUCCAAUGAUUCUCAAGGUUGUCGCAAAUUUACUGAAAAGCUCCGCCCCUGGCGCAGAACUAAUGGAGGUUCGGCGACUCUUCCUUUCAGAUAUGAUAAAACUCUUCAGCAGCAGUCGAGACAACAGGCGGUGUCUUUUGCAGUGCUCCGUAUGGCAAGACUGGAUGUUUUCUCUCAGCUACAUCAACCCCAAAAACUCAGAAGAGCAGAAAAUCACUGAAAUGGUGUACAACAUAUUCCGUAUCCUGCUUUACCAUGCCAUCAAGUACGAAUGGGGAGGAUGGCGUGUGUGGGUGGACACUCUCUCUAUAGCCCACUCUAAGGUGACAUAUGAGGCACACAAAGAAUAUUUGGCAAAGAUGUAUGAAGAGUACCAGCGUCAGGAGGAAGAGAAUAUCAAGAAAGGGAAGAAGGGUUUGGUCAGCACUAUCUGUGGUCUGUCUGCUCAGGCCUCGAGCAUCAAAAGUGUGAUUGAGAUUGGAGAAAUAGAUGAUAAUUCACAGACCCCCGAAAGUGAGGGAGACUACGAGAGUUCUGACUCCCACAACUUGCUGACCGGGACAAAAGGGGCUGAGGACAACUUCCAGGGAGCUGGGGAUGCAUUAGACGGGGUCAGAGUUGAAGUUCACGACCUUCUGGUGGACAUCAAAGCUGAAAAGGUGGAAGCUACAGAAGUAAAGAUGGAUGAUAUUGAGUUGUCUACUGAAACGCUGGCAAUGUCUGAGAAUGGGUCUCUGGCUGAAGUAGACUCUCUGUUGGACAAUGUUUACUGUGCUGCUGUGAAGAAGCUUGACAACAAUGUCAGCAGUAUGCUGUUGCCAAAGGGGAACAUGGAUAAUCAAAAUGCUGCACCUCUCAUUACAUUGGAUGACGAGAAGGACAACAUUCCGCACAGUCAAAAUUUUCUGUUUGGCAAGGUGACAAGCGGGUUAGCAGACAAUCUCUUACCUGAUUUGACUCCAGCUGAGCCUCAAGUCCUACCCAGUUCAGAACUUCCAUCUCGCACCGUUUCUAGAGAUGAAGUUAGCCUUCUGGCUCACAUGAAAGGUAGCUCCUUACCCAGCAUCAUGGAGAAGCAUGAGGUUGAUCUUAAAACAGUACUUGAAAGCAAGAACUCAGAAACUGAGACCUCUUCCAAAACCCAACUGACCUCUAAUGGGACAGCAGCACUUGAAGGGGAAGCCUUGGCUGCUGGUAACACCAAUGGUGCGCUAGAGUCAAGACGCAACACUUCUGAGGCUCCAAGGUUGGAUGAUGGGAAAGACAAGGAGAUGAAAAAGAUUCAGACAACAGCCACAACACAGAGUGUGCAGGGACGCCAAGUCUCUGAGAUGGAAAAGGACGUACGGGUGGACCUUGGCUUUAGGGCCAUUCCCAUUAUGGAGGAGCAGCGACAUCAGUUCAGCCCCGGUCCUCGCACUACAAUGUUCCGCAUUCCGGAGUUCAAAUGGUCACCCAUGCACCAGAGACUGCUCACUGACCUGUUAUUUGCUCUGGAGAGUGACGUCCAUGCCUGGAGAAGCAAUUGCACCAAAUCUGUCAUGGACUUUGUUAACAGUAAUGAAAACAUCAUUUUUGUCCACAACACCAUCCAUCUCAUCUCCCAAAUGGUAGACAACAUAAUCAUCGCCUGUGGAGGGAUUUUGCCCCUUCUUUCAGCGGCCACCUCUCCUUCUACUGUCAAGGCUGAGUUGGAGAAUAUUGAGGCAUCGCAGGGCAUGUCCUCAGAGACAGCCAUCACUUUCUUGUCCCGUCUCAUGGUGAUGGUGGAUGUUUUGGUGUUUUCAAGCUCCUUAAACUUCAGUGAGAUUGAGGCUGAGAAGAAUAUGUCCUCUGGUGGUUUGAUGCGCCAGUGCCUCCGACUGGUGUGUUGUAUGGCUGUAAGGAACUGUCUAGAGUUUAGACAGAGACAUAACAGGACGCAGGAAAUCCUUCAAAAUACUGUGACCUGCAAGAUAUCAGGGGAAGCUGGCCCUGCUAACCUUUCUCCAAUCAAAGAGCCUGACCGCCUUCUACAGGAUGUGGAUAUCAAUCGACUGCGAGCUGUUGUGUUUCGUGAUGUGGAUGACAGCAAACAAGCCCAGUUCUUGGCAUUGGCUGUAGUGUACUUCAUCUCUGUCCUCAUGGUUUCCAAAUACCGGGACAUCCUUGAGCCUGAAUGUGAGCCUGGCAAGAUGAGCUGCCAGUUAGGUCGUGGUGUACGUCAGGAGAUCAAUUCUCCCACCAGCAAAGAAACUCCUUUAUCAUUUCCAAGCAAUAAGGACAUGUUUUUGCCAUCUGACGACCUCUGCAUAGAAAGCCCCUUAACUCAUACAGACUCUGGGAUAAAAGAUGAGCAGGUAGCCAGCAUCCUUAAUGGGUCUGACCUGGAUCACAAAAUGGGAGGAGCUAGGGCUAUAAAUGAGCUCAUAUCCACACUUUCCUCUGAGGUAAAGAAGUCCCAGGAGAUCCUGUCUGAAUCCUCUAGUGUCGAAAUGAUCAAAUCGCCCUCCUCCGUCAUCAGCAUUAGUCAGUCCAAGAAGGGCAUUAAUGUCAAGGAGAUUUUGAAGAGCUUGGUUGCUGCCCCGUUGGAGGGCGUGGAGGCUGGGCUGGAGCCAGCGUCCUUCCCAGACUCUGCUGCCAAGACCCAGGCUGUGCUGCCGGUGCAGUUUCAGUCCUUCGACAGGAGUGUGGUGGUACCGGUAAAGAAAACCUCCCCUGGCAGCUUUGCAGUUAACACACUUGGAGCCAGCAGCACCAGCGCCUCACCUGGGCUUUUAAGUUGCAGCGCUCCCAACAUCUUUGCUGCUGCAUCUGCAACUUCGAAGAGCAUGAUUAACACCACUGGAGCCACUGAAGCAGCCUCUGCUUCUGCAUCAUCUUCCUCCAGUUUUGUCAAUGGAGCAACCAGUAAAAAUCUCCCUGCUGUGCAAACUGUGGCCCCCAUGCCUGAAGAUAAGGUGGAAAACAUGAGCAUUACUACAAAAUUAGAAAGAGCAUUGGAGAAGGUGGCUCCCUUGCUGAGAGAGAUCUUUGUGGACUUUGCUCCCUUUCUGUCACGGACUCUGCUUGGCAGCCACGGACAAGAGUUACUUAUUGAAGGUCUCGUAUGUAUGAAGUCAAGCACCUCAGUAGUGGAGCUUGUCAUGCUUCUUUGUUCUCAGGAGUGGCAGAACUCCAUUCAGAAGAAUGCUGGCCUCGCUUUCAUUGAGCUAAUCAAUGAAGGAAGGUUGCUGUGCCAUGCCAUGAAGGACCACAUUGUUCGCGUUGCCAAUGAGGCUGAAUUCAUCCUGAACAGACAGCGAGCUGAGGAUGUCCACAAACAUGCAGAGUUUGAGUCCAGCUGUGCCCAAUAUGCUGCUGACAGAAAAGAUGAAGAGAAGAUGUGUGACCAUCUGAUAAGUGCUGCUAAGCAUAGAGAUCAUGUCACAGCUAACCAACUAAAGCAGAAAAUUGUCAACAUCCUCACCAACAAGCAUGGCGCUUGGGGUAUACCAUGCCAGAGUGAGCUGCAUGACUUCUGGCGUCUCGAUUACUGGGAAGAUGACCUGAGGCGGAGGAGGAGAUUUGUCAGAAACCCUUUUGGCUCCACCCACUUAAAUGUAGCCUGCAAGUCACAACAAGAGUAUGACUUAAAAGAAGAAAAAGUGGUGAAGUCUAAGGUAGUUUUCCGGAGCCCAACUUUGGCCAGUCAGAACCAAGAGACAGAACUGGUCCUCGAUGGAGAAGAUGACAAUGUCAGCCUGCUCCAGGAGAAGGAGGUGGACAACGUUGGUGGCCCAGUGGUCCUGAGCAGCGCGGCCCAGCUUGUGGCCCCUGUUUUGGUCGCGCGCGGGACUCUGUCCAUCACCACCUCCGAGAUCUACUUUGAGGUGGACGAGGAUGACCCUGCCUUCAAAAGAGUCGACCCAAAGGUGUUGAUGUAUACUGAUGGCUUGCAUGGGAAGUGGAUGUUCAGUGAGAUCCGGGCUGUUUUUUCCAGACGUUUCCUUCUACAGAACACUGCCAUGGAGGUCUUCAUGGCUAACAGAACCUCCGUUAUGUUCAACUUUCCCGACCAGGCCACAGUAAAAAAAGUGGUCUAUUGUCUUCCUCGUGUAGGCGUAGGAACCAGCUAUGGACUUCCACAAGCCAGGCGUAUCUCCCUGGCAACCCCUCGGCAGCUUUUCAAAUCUUCCAACAUGACCCAGCGCUGGCAGAGAAGAGAGAUCUCCAACUUUGAGUAUCUGAUGUUUCUCAACACCAUAGCUGGGAGGACAUAUAAUGACCUGAACCAGUACCCAAUCUUUCCCUGGGUACUUACCAACUAUGACUCCGAGGAGCUGGACUUGACCCUUCCCGGGAACUUCAGAGAUCUCUCCAAGCCUGUUGGUGCAUUGAAUCCAAAGCGUGCAGCAUUUUUCUCUGAACGCUAUGAGACAGGAGAAGAUGACCAGUCACCUCCGUGUCAUUACAAUUCCCACUACUCCACUGCUGCUGCAACUCUGCAUUGGCUUGUCAGAAUUGAACCCUUCACUACGUUCUUCCUCAGUGUCAACAAUAACAAAUUCGACCAUCCUGAUCGCACAUUCUCUGCCAUCACACGGUCUUGGAGAAACUGUCAAAGAGACACGUCGGAUGUAAAAGAAUUGAUUCCUGAGUUCUACUAUCUCCCAGAGAUGUUUGUUAACAGCAACGGCUACCAUUUAGGAAUGAGGGAAGAUGGGAACAUGAUCUGUGAUGUGGACUUACCAGCCUGGUCCAAGAAGCCUGAAGACUUUGUACGGAUAAACAGGAUGGCCCUGGAAAGCGAGUUUGUGUCAUGUCAGCUGCAUCAGUGGAUUGACCUUAUUUUCGGCUACAAACAGCGAGGGCCAGAAGCAGUGCGUGCCCUCAACGUAUUUCACCACCUGACUUAUGAGGGCUCCGUCAGCCUGGACAGUAUUGCUGACCCUUUGCUCAGAGAGGCCACGGAGGCGCAGAUCCAGAGCUUUGGACAGACGCCAUCUCAGUUGCUUAUCGAGCCACAUCCUCCACGCAGCUCCGCCAUGCACCUGAGUCCUCUUAUGUUCAAGGACCAGAUGCAGCAGGAUGUCAUCAUGGUGUUAAAGUUUCCAUCCAAUUCGCCUGUAACGCAUGUGGCUGCCAACACCCUGCCCCAUCUGACUAUACCAGCUGUGGUCACCGUCACCUGCAGCCGACUAUUUGCCGUCAAUCGAUGGAAUAACACUGUCGGUCUCCGAGGAGCACCAGGCUAUUCUCUGGAACAGGCUCAUCACCUCCCUAUAGAGAUGGAUUCUCUGGUUGCCAACAAUACUGGCAGCAACAAGCGCCAGAUCACAGACCUAGUGGACCAAAGCAUCCAAAUCACCACACACUGUUUUGUGGUGACAGCUGACAACCGCUACAUCCUGGUGUGUGGCUUCUGGGACAAGAGCUUCCGAGUGUACUCCUCUGAGACAGGAAAGCUGACCCAGAUCAUUUUUGGCCACUGGGAUGUGGUGACAUGUCUUGCCCGAUCAGAGUCUUAUAUCGGAGUUCACGCACAGCUAUGGGUCCUGGGAAUGACAAUGCAGCCCAGGUCCUGGUCUCUAAGCAAAUUGUGCUUUUUUAUUAAACUAUAUCGAUUGACUUUAAUGAUAGUGUGCAUGUCUCAUACCUUAGGUGACUACCCCGCACCACGAGCAGUUCUGACUGGUCACGAACAGGAAGUUGUAUGUGUGUCGGUCUGUGCAGAGCUGGGACUUGUCAUCAGUGGAGCAAAAGAGGGUCCAUGUCUGGUCCACACCAUAACCGGGGACCUGCUGCGGGCCCUAGAAGGACCAGAAAACUACCAGUGCCCACGGCUCAUCUCAGUGUCCAGUGAGGGUCACUGCAUCAUCUGUUAUGAGAGAGGCCACUUCUGCAACUUCAGCAUAAAUGGAAAACUGCUGGCACAGAUGGAGGUCAAUGACACCAUCAGGGCAAUACUCCUAAGCAGUGAUGGACACAACCUUGUGACAGGUGGAGACAAUGGCGUGGUGAAAGUAUGGCAAGCUUGUGACUUCAGACAACUCUACAUCUACCCUGGCUGUGAUGCAGGCAUCCGUGCCAUGGAUCUAUCACAUGAUCAAAGGACAUUGAUCACUGGCAUGGCUUCUGGCAGCAUUGUGGCAUUUAACAUAGAUUUCAAUAGAUGGCACUACGAGCAUCAAAACAGGUACUGACCAGAUGAAAAUUUCCAGCAUAAGGACUGUUUGAAGGAUUGAUAAAUUAAAAACCUGCCAACCUGUGAGAGGACUGCACAUAAAAGGAUCCAAAAUGAGGAGUGGGAUGUGUCGGCAGGAGAACCUCAGAAACCUUGUCUUUUUGUCUUCAUCUGACCUCAGAGGCAACCACAGUGUGAUGCAUCUGCAGCUGUACAAUCUGGACACAUUGUUUUAUCAUGGUACCUAAGCACCAGCUAAAGUCCCCUCCAGCUGAGUUAAGGGGAACUGUUCUCAAUAAUAAGGAACGGAGGUAAAAUACGCACACAAAUGUAUACAUGUUCCCUUUUAAACUAUUGGGGGGAAAAAAAACAAAAAGCAUAUCACCUGUUCACACCUUUCAGAUAUUUGGAACAUGUUUCAAGAAAAAACUAAAUCCUGGCAGUGUACAAUUGUAAACCUAAAAUAAAAAAAUAAAAACUGUGGGGCAGGCCAAUUUAAUAAAAUGCUAUCAUGCAAUAUUUGUUGGAAACAUGGAUAAAGAAGCCGUUUGCUCCCAAGCAGAGGUUAAGUGUAUGUGAAAAGACUAAAUGUUCAUAUUUGUUGUUCGUCAAUAUGGAAUGGUGAGUUUUAAUGUAAUCUUAGUCCUUUGUGAUAAAUGUUUUUGAUAUGCAACAACACUUAAAUGUCACAUUGCAUUAUUUAUUAUUUUUCUGUUACCAUAAGUUUGAUUAUUGUAUGCAUUACAAAGCAUUUUUCUGUAAAUGGAGCAAGAGGAUUAUAAGCCAGUUUUGGUAGACAGUAUCUUUUACAGUUUGUAGUAAAACCGUAACAUUUCUGAAAAGUAUAAUUUUGUAAACAUGUCAGUAGUACGUUAGGAAUCAAUUAUUCAAAACCAUUGUGUUUUUGUUGUACCAUAAGUAUGUACAUUCAUAAACUGCACUUACUGUCAAUUUAUGCUCUCAUAAGCAACAUUUUAUUUGUAUCUAAAGAAGAUUAAGGAAUUUAGUAUUCAACACCCUUUAUUGGUAAAGCAGAUAAAAUGUGUUUAUUUCAGCAUGAUGAUCAAAGCUAUUGAAGCAUUUCUAUGCGUUGUUCAUCGAUUAGAUGAACAAAAAUAUGCAAAUGUUUUUAUAAACACAGGUCCAAAAUAAAAGCAUU